AUGCCUGCCUCAACAACAACACCCUCUCUCAAAGACAAACUCCGUGAAUUGAAACAAAAACAACAAACACUCCAAAUUAAAGAACAAGAAUAUAAAGACCAGAAGGAACAAGAAGAAAUUAAAAAGGAUGUCAUGAUGGCUUUUGAUGAUUCAUCCGAUGAUGAUGAGGAGGAAGAAGAAGAUUUGGAAACAAAUAUUGUUGCUACUACUACUACUGAUGCUACCUCAAAUGAUCAUGAUGAGUCUACCACAACUGAUAAAGUUCCUCACUUUCAAGCAAAGAAAGAAGAAGCCGUGAAUCGAAUUGCAGCAAUUUUUGAAAACUUGAAACAAAGUCGUCUCUCAUCAUCCUCCGAUUCCAAUAAGCAAUCCUCUUCAAAUAGCAAUGAUAUCGUUGAUUUUUCAAAUACCAAUCGAACAUUUGUGAUUAAGAGGCUUCCUCAUGGUUUUUAUGAAGAGGAAAUUACGAAAUUCUUCUCUCAGGUCGGAACGGUUCUUAAUGUCAGAAUUCCAAGAAGUAAGAAAACAGGUCAACCCCUUUUUAAAGCCUACGUUCAAAUGGAAGAUCCAGAAAUUGCUCAAAUGAUUGUUGAAACAUUUGAUUAUUAUUUACUGAAUGAUCGAGUGAUUCGCGUCUCCAUGUUGGAUGGUGAUAAUCCAGUGGCGAGACAAAAGCAAAUUUUCAAAUUUAAAAAGGAGGAUCAUACGAGUGCAUUGUUGGCAAAUGGAGAAGCUGCCAAGUUGAAGAAACAACAAAAAUUGUUUAGUGGAUUUGCUCGAAGUGAUGCUUCCAAGAUUGUAAAGAAAUCAAAGAAGAAUAAGAAGGAUUAUUUGAGGAAAAUACGAAACAAGUUGCAAAAGAAGAUCAAUGAGAGUGUUUCAUCGAAAUAA
Naegleria fowleri is the source of this 891-nucleotide messenger RNA. RefSeq lists its product as uncharacterized. Gene Ontology annotation, molecular function: RNA binding. Gene Ontology annotation, biological process: maturation of LSU-rRNA from tricistronic rRNA transcript (SSU-rRNA, 5.8S rRNA, LSU-rRNA). The coding region runs from base 1 to 891 and encodes 296 amino acids. The transcript has a single exon. The record is from RefSeq and is a predicted model, not a curated record. Gene Ontology annotation, cellular component: nucleolus. Lineage: Eukaryota; Heterolobosea; Eutetramitea; Acrasida; Naegleriidae.